AGACGAGAACGUAGCCACCUUCCGUGGCUCUGAAUACCUGUGCUAUGACCUCUCCCAGAACCCCAUUCAAAGCAGCAGCGAUGAGAUCACACUCUCCUUCAAGACGUGGCAGCGCAACGGGCUGAUCCUGCACACGGGCAAGUCGGCCGAUUACGUCAACUUGGCUCUGAAAGAUGGCGCGGUCUCGUUGAUCAUUAACCUGGGGUCCGGAGCCUUUGAGGCCAUUGUGGAGCCAGUCAGUGGCAAAUUUAAUGACAACCAGUGGCACGACGUUAAAGUGACCCGCAACCUGCGGCAGGUGACAAUCUCUGUAGAUGGAAUCCUCACCACCACGGGCUACACACAAGAGGACUAUACCAUGCUAGGCUCGGAUGACUUCUUCUAUGUGGGCGGGAGCCCCAGUACAGCUGAUUUACCUGGUUCUCCGAUCAGCAAUAACUUCAUGGGCUGCCUCAAAGAGGUUGUUUAUAAGAAUAAUGACAUCCGUCUGGAGCUGUCUCGCUUGGCGAGGAUUGGUGACACAAAAAUGAAAAUCUAUGGGGAGGUGAAGUUUACAUGUGAGAAUGUGGCUACAUUGGACCCCAUCAACUUUGAGACACCAGAGGCCUAUAUUAGCCUGCCAAAAUGGAACACCAAGCGGAUGGGCUCUAUCUCCUUUGACUUCCGCACUACAGAGCCCAAUGGCCUUAUACUCUUCACUCAUGGUAAACCCCAGGAGAGGAAGGAUUCCAGAAGCCAGAAGAACACCAAAGUGGAUUUCUUUGCAGUGGAACUCUUAGAUGGAAAUCUUUACCUACUUCUCGACAUGGGCUCUGGAACUGUUAAAGUAAAGGCCACUCAGAGGAAAGCUAAUGAUGGAGAAUGGUAUCACGUUGAUAUCCAGAGAGAUGGCAGAUCAGGCACCAUUUCGGUGAACAGCAGAAGGACACCAUUUACAGCUAGCGGCGAGAGCGAGAUCCUGGAUCUGGAAGGGGACAUGUACCUUGGGGGGCUGCCUGAAAACCGGGCUGGCCUGGUCCUCCCUACUGAACUCUGGACGGCCAUGUUGAACUAUGGCUAUGUGGGCUGCAUCCGAGACCUCUUCAUUGAUGGGCGGAGCAAGAACAUCCGGCAGCUGGCAGAGCAGCAGAACGCGGCGGGUGUCAAAUCUUCCUGCAUCCGGGUCAACUCCAAGCAGUGUGACAGCUACCCCUGCAAGAACAAUGCAGUCUGCAAGGAUGGCUGGAACCGCUUCAUCUGUGAUUGCACCGGCACCGGCUUCUGGGGGAGAACGUGUGAGCGGGAGGCGUCCAUCCUGAGUUACGAUGGCAGUAUGUACAUGAAGGUCAUCAUGCCCAUGGUCAUGCACACCGAGGCAGAGGAUGUGUCCUUCCGCUUCAUGUCUCAGCGUGCUUAUGGGCUGCUGAUGGCCACCACUUCACGUGAAUCAGCCGAUACGCUACGCCUAGAGCUGGAUGGAGGCCGUGUCAAGCUCAUGGUCAACCUAGACUGUAUCAGGAUAAACUGUAACGCCAGUAAAGGACCAGAGACCCUUUAUGCUGGGCAGAAACUCAAUGACAACGAGUGGCACACAGUCCGGGUGGUACGCCGAGGAAAGAGCCUAAAGCUGACAGUGGACGAUGACGUUGCUGAAGGUACGAUGGUUGGUGACCACACCCGUUUGGAGUUCCACAACAUUGAGACUGGGAUAAUGACAGAGAAGCGUUACAUCUCUGUCAUUCCCUCCAGCUUCAUCGGCCACCUCCAGAGCCUCAUGUUCAAUGGUCUUCUCUACAUUGACUUAUGCAAGAAUGGCGACAUUGACUAUUGUGAAUUGAAAGCCCGCUUUGGGCUCCGUAACAUCAUUGCUGAUCCCGUCACCUUCAAGACCAAGAGUAGCUACCUGAGCUUAGCAACCUUGCAGGCCUAUACCUCUAUGCACCUGUUCUUCCAGUUCAAGACAACCUCCGCUGAUGGCUUCAUCCUUUUCAACAGUGGGGAUGGAAAUGAUUUCAUUGCAGUAGAACUGGUCAAGGGGUAUAUACAUUAUGUGUUCGAUCUUGGAAAUGGACCUAAUGUCAUCAAGGGCAACAGUGAUCGGCCACUGAAUGACAACCAGUGGCACAAUGUAGUCAUCACCCGAGACAACAGCAACACCCACAGCCUAAAAGUGGAUACCAGGAUUGUAACUCAGGUUAUCAAUGGUGCCAAAAACCUUGACCUUAAAGGUGAUCUUUACAUUGCUGGCCUGGCUCAAGGAAUGUACAGUAACCUCCCAAAGUUGGUGGCAUCCCGUGAUGGGUUUCAAGGCUGCUUAGCAUCAGUGGACUUGAAUGGGCGUCUGCCAGAUCUAAUUAAUGAUGCUCUACACCGCAGUGGGCAGAUUGAACGUGGAUGUGAAGGGCCCAGCACCACUUGUCAAGAAGACUCAUGUGCCAACCAAGGCAUCUGCAUCCAGCAAUGGGAAGGCUUCACUUGUGACUGUUCCAUGACGUCAUACUCUGGGAACCAGUGCAAUGACCCUGGUGCCACAUACAUCUUCGGGAAAAGUGGAGGCCUCAUUCUGUACACCUGGCCAGCAAACGACAGACCCAGCACAAGAACAGACCGCCUAGCUGUCGGGUUCAGCACAACAGUAAAAGACGGCAUCUUGGUUCGGAUUGACAGCGCCCCUGGCCUUACUGACUUCCUGCAACUUCACAUAGAACAAGGGAAAAUUGGUGUAGUCUUCAAUAUUGGCACUGUAGAUAUCUCUAUCAAAGAAGAGAGCACCCCAGUGAACGACGGCAAAUACCAUGUUGUGCGCUUUACCCGAAAUGGCGGCAAUGCUACACUUCAGGUGGACGGCUGGCCAGUGAAUGAACACUACCCGUCAGGACGACAGUUAACGAUCUUCAACACCCAGGCGCAAAUAGCCAUUGGAGGAAAAGACAGAGGGCGUCUCUUCCAAGGCCAGCUCUCCGGUCUCUAUUACAAUGGCUUGAAAGUAUUGAACAUGGCAGCAGAGAACAACCCCAACAUCAAGAUCAAUGGAAGCGUCCGGUUGGUUGGAGAAGUGCCAUCCAUCUUGGGAACAGCACCCACGACCUCCAUGCCGCCAGAGAUGUCUACCACAGUCAUGGAGACCACCACUACUAUGGCCACUACUACAACCCGAAAAAACCGUUCCACACCCACCAUUCAGCCAACAACAGAUGACCUCGUUUCUUCAGCAGAAUGUUCUAAUGACGAUGAAGAUCUCAUUGAAUGUGAGCAGAGUGCAACUGGAGGUGAAUUAGUUAUCCCUCUUCUUGUAGAAGACCCUUUAGAUAUCCCUCCUAUUGCUACUCGUGCACCUUUCAUUACACUCCCCACUACCUUCCGCCCCCUCCUCACCAUUAUUGAGACCACCAAAGAUUCCCUGUCCAUGACCUCUGAGGCGGGGUUACCUUGCUUGUCGGACCAAGGCAGCGAUGGUUGUGAUGAUGAUGGCUUGGUGAUAUCUGGGUAUGGCUCAGGGGAAACCUUUGACUCUAACCUACCCCCUACUGAUGAUGAAGAUUUUUACACCACCUUCUCCUUGGUAACAGAUAAGAGUCUUUCCACUUCAAUCUUCGAAGGUGGCUACAAAGCACACGCACCCAAGUGGGAAGCCAAGGACUUUAGACCUAACAAAGUCUCCGAUACUGGUAGGACUACUACCACAGCUUUGUCCCCUGAGCUGAUCCGCUCCACAGCUUCGUCCUCGACUGGGAUGGUGCCCAAAUUGCCAGCCGGCAACAUGAAUAACCGUGACCUCAAACCCCAGCCUGACAUAGUCUUGCUUCCGUUGCCCACUGCCUAUGAGCUAGACAGCACAAAACUGAAGAGCCCGCUAAUAACUUCCCCCAUGUUCCGUAAUGUGCCCACAGCAAACCCCACAGAGCCAGGAAUCAGACGGGUUCCGGGGGCCUCAGAGGUGGUCCGUGAGUCGAGCAGCACAACGGGGAUGGUCGUCGGCAUUGUGGCUGCUGCCGCCCUCUGCAUCCUGAUCCUCCUGUACGCCAUGUACAAGUACAGGAACAGGGACGAGGGGUCCUAUCAGGUGGAUGAGACGCGGAACUACAUCAGCAACUCGGCCCAGAGCAACGGCACGCUCAUGAAGGAGAAGCAGCAGAGCACAAAGAGCGGCCACAAGAAACAGAAAAACAAGGACAAAGAAUAUUACGUGUAAAAAAUAAAUAAAUACUUAUUUAUAUAUAUAAAUAUAUAAAUACUUAAGGAGAUAUAACUGAAUCGAAACUGUUACAGCUAACGAGAUUGGGAGCUACAGUUUGUGGUUUAAAACAAAUAUUGAGAAUAAACAUUUCAGCUGUUGACUGCUAAGUUUUCAGUCAUCGCUUGGAGUCCCCAAACUCUGCCCUACUGUAUUAUAAAGCACACUUAGCGCUCUGAAGAAGGCCUAUGCAGCAUUACCAUGUUGGCGGACUUUGAAGCCUUUAGACCUCCUCUUCAGCUGAACUAUUCUGCAAGGGCAGAAGACUUCAUGGCUUACUUGUUUCGUAUCUCCAAGUGAGUCUUUAAUGAUGUUCAUGAUCUUUGACUGUACGCUAAUUUUUUUUCAGUUUAAUUAUUUUAAAAAAAAAUUACACAAAAAAAAAGAAAAAAGAAAAAAAUAUAUUACAAAUGUUAUAAACAAAACAGAACAACUGAUCUGGCCAUGUCCAGCCUACGUAUCAUUUUUCAAGAUGUGAGGGGGGAAAGAAAAAUAAAUGGUUUGGGGUUUUCAUUAUGUUUUUUGUCUGAGUUUUUUUCAUUUUCUGUGAGAGGUUUUGGGAGAAUGAGCCAGAACAUAAGUCAAGAAGAAAUCCUAGGGGAGGGGGGGGGAAUGUAAUAAAGAGAGACUAUUGCCAUAUAUGAACUCAAGUUCUACCACAGUGUUUGCUCUACAUAUCAGGUUGUGUUGUCUCUUGAAUCUGUUGUCUGCAGUAAGUUGUUAACAUUUCCAAAAAGAA
Molecule: messenger RNA, 4952 nt
Organism: Elgaria multicarinata webbii
Lineage: Eukaryota; Metazoa; Chordata; Lepidosauria; Squamata; Anguidae
Gene: NRXN3
Product: neurexin 3
Exons: 18
Coding region: 359-4171 (1270 amino acids)
Source: RefSeq, a predicted model, not a curated record